CACGUGAGUCUGUCAUUCGUCAUUCGUCGCAGUUCAAGGUCUGUACGCGACUAUGAGCAAACAGAAGCUCAUUUCAAAACAACCAUCUUCCUUCGAACGUGGGGACAGAGCGAAAGAGGAGGGGAAUCGAUGCUUCAAGACCCAGCGUUGGAAAGACGCACUAGAUUUCUACAGCAAAGCCAUCCAAUACGGCUCGACUGCGAUGGACAAAGUGUACUCUAAUCGCUCCAUAACUCUGCUCAGACUACGCCGAUACGAGGAAGCCCUAGCGGACUCAGAAAAAUGUAUCCUCUUGAAUUCGAAUUGGGGAAAGGGUUACUAUCGCAAAGGAGAGGCUCUUGCUAGCCUGGGAAGAACAGCCAAAGCCGUUCAAGCGUUUAGUUACGGUUUGUCACGUGACCCUGACUACCUCAUGAUUGUUCGCAUUCUCAAGUUAGCGAAGGACUAUAAAGAGGUUGCACUACCGAGCAAUCAACUAAAGUCAGUAGACAUUUGCCAUUGGACAGAGUGUGUGAAACUCUUUUUAAAAAACAAAGAUUGGGAUACUCUAAUAUUUGUGUUUGUACACGACGCAAUGCUGCCUGAUUCUGGCUUGCAGGUUGCAGCAUCUGUUCCCUUGGUGCCGUUUAUUCAGAAACAUGCAGACAAUAACCAGCUUAUAGACAAUCUCAUUGCACAUGGAGCUGGGGUAAACAGGCCUUGGACUGAUGAACAGAACCCGGAUGAUUUGAAUGUUACACCCCUUCAAGCUGCUCACAGAGCUGGGAACCAACGUUUAGCAGUCGUUCUUGUAGAAAUGGGUGCUGAUCCAGCUUCAAUAUCACCCACUGGGGGGCCACUUCAUGUGGCAUCAUCAUGGGCUGUAAAUAGUAGCAACUUGACAUUUUUGAAGUUUUUACUGGAAAAAUGUGAAUGGCAACAAUGGGUUACUGACAAUUCUGGCGAUACCCCUUUGCAUGUAGUAUGCAACAAGCGCUACUCUAAGAGCAAUGGAGAUGUCUUGAUGACUCUCCUAGAACACGGACUUGAUCCAACACUUAGAAACAAACGGAACAAACUGCCUGAGGAUGAUUUGAUAAGCAAAGACAAGAGACGAAAAUUGAUAUCUAAUCAUUUGAAGCGACAGAAGGAUUCUAGUCAGUCUAAGACUAAGAAAGACAAGAAGAAAGAUACUACAUCCAAUCGUAAAAAGCGGGAGCAGGCAGCUAGUCAAAUCAAUGAUUCCCUCAAACAGAAUGUGCCUGUAGGAGAUAAACAUCUUGAAUUGUGUGUACCCUCUAGUUCAAAGCAAGCAGCUAAAUUGGAGAAGCAAGUACUUAGAGAUCAGAUAUCACAAUUUUUGAGUGAAAUGUCUAAAACCAGUCAUCUUGACUGGGUCAUGGAUAGGAAAGUGCAAGAGAAAACGAAGAUGUCUACCAGCUCUCAUGACUCUGUCACUUCUGAAACAGUUCCUUUUCUUGUCACCCCACAAGAGCCUUUUGACAGUACAUUGGCCGGUAUUUCAGGAAAGAAAGCGGAUACAUGUCCGUCAGAAGUCUCCACCUCAGCUGGAUUUGAUGGUAUUGUGAAGACUAACUUGGCUACUCCACUAGAAGAAAAACCAUACGAAUUGAGUAAAUGUGUAUGGGAAGUGCGUUGCACUGCUGAUGUAUGGAAACUCUUACACAACAGGAAGAAGAACCGUGGUAUGGCUCGAGUGGUGGUUGAGAAAAUCCGAAUGCUUGCGAACGGGGAAUGGAGACAUGAUUUGUGUCGUGAAAUAAAGGGUACACCAUCUGGUCUGGUACUGUUUGAAGCCAACGUGAGUCAAGAUGUUCGAAUAGUUUGGGAAAGAGCCAAGUCAUUUUCCCCUCGUCUUAGUACAGUCAAGAAAGACAUGGAUGACUCUUCCGUUGGAUCAAGACGCCAUGUCUACACAGAAGUCGUCCGCAUUUGGGACAUAGUGUUUAAACAUGACCAAUUGAGUCGAAGAAUAGAAAGAAUAGCGCAGUGUCAUAAGAAAGGAGAGGCAGCUAUAAAUAUUAGGCUUUUAGAAGGAAUUAGUAACGAAGAACAGGCAGGUUUUAGAAGUCGCUCACAGCAUGAAUGUCUACCUAAGAAGUAUCUUUUAAAAACAGGGGAGACUGUAAAGACAACGCUGGAGUCUCUCGUUCCACCCGCAAAUCCUCAAGAGAAAGAUUUUAACAUUGUGAAAUUCUACUCUGUCACCGAAAGCAUGGUCACUUCUGCAAUAGUCACUCAAGAAGCAGCAGAUGUCGAUUUCUGCUUUGAUGUCAAUCCGGAAGAGUGGGAUAUCAUUUAUCGGUCCGAUUCCACAUCUACGUUGUUGUUGGGGCGAAGUGGAACUGGUAAGACAACCUGUUGCUUGUACAGAAUGUGGGUCGUUUUUAAGAAAUAUUGGAACACCACCAGUCCGGACAGCCCUUGGUGGCGACAAAUGCAGUAUUCUUCAGACACCACUAAUACUUCAGAUAUGCAAGAGCAAGUGGACAGUGUGCAACCUCGUGUGAUCUCACACCCUCCCCAAACGGUUUCCGCUGAAAAUGGAGGCGAACAAAAUGAUACCAAACAUUAUGACGAUGUUCCAAAUUUUGAACUUAUUCCUUGCACCGUUCUUCUUCCUAAGGGAAAGAGAGAGUCGGUCGCACAAGGCAGCACGUGCUAUUUAUCAGAGGCUCCAAUAGCACGCGAAAAUGGUGUUGCCACGCAUACUCAUCAGGAAAAGUCAAACGGUUACACUCCACGUGUGACUGAUGUCGCAGAAACGUGCGAGCCGUCAGAUCAAUCGACCGCUACGGAGGCGACAUUUGUUCAUCUGCAGCAAAUCUUUGUUACCAAGAACGGUGUACUUUGCGAUCGCAUGCGCAAGAACUUUUUCAACCUCUGCCGUGGAGAUACAAUUGCACAGAAUCAUCUUCCCUAUGAAAACGAACUGCUGCCAUAUCGUCUCAGCGAUGUGCUUCCUCUUCAGUUUCCAUUAUUUCUUACCUCAAGACAAUGGCUGCUUCUUCUGGAUGGAUCUCUUGAGAAGCCAUUUUUUGAGCGUCUAGACAACGGCGCUCUCAAGCAAAAAGUGAACACGUGGGGUGAUAUCGAUAGUUUACUCGACACGGUGCCUCAACUUGAAGAGGAUGUUUCAGACGCUGAAGAUGGCGGGAAUGACAGCAAUGGAGAAGAAGAGAUGGAAGACGUCACCCGUCUUUUGACCGAUGCUGUCGAGACUACAAGAGGUACCGACUCUACUAUUAAUGAGGUAACAUACGCCUACUUUGAAACCUCUAUGUGGUCAAACGUCCGGAAAGCCAGUGAAGAGAAAAACAAGUGUUCAUAUCACCCAUCUCUUGUGUGGACUGAAAUCAAAUCGUUCAUUAAAGGAUCUCUCGAAGCAUUGCACUCUGAAAACGGUUGUCUUUCUCUAGAUGAGUACAGUCACUUUGGUCGUAAACAGGCGCCCAAUUUUGAAGGCAACAGAGAAGAGAUUUAUGCCAUGUUUCUCAGAUAUGAAAAAUUGAAGAAGCAUCUACGAGCUUACGACGAAUGCGAUUUAGUGUUUUACCUUUACCGUCAGCUCGAGGAGCGUCAAAAUUUGGGUUGGGCCGUCAAUCAAUUCUACGUUGAUGAGACGCAAGACUUCACGCAGGCCGAAAUUGCUCUCUUUCUGCGUUGCUGUCAAGACCCGAAUGCUCUAUUUUUGACCGGUGAUACGGCGCAGGGUAUUAUGCGAGGUGUCUCGUUUCGUUUCAAAGAUAUCAGGUCGCUAUUUUACCAUGCCAGUCGAGCUAAUCGUAUCUGUAGUAAGAUCAAAGUACCCGAAAUGCUUCAACUGACGGAAAACUAUCGAUCGCACACUGGGAUUCUAGAGCUUGCCAAUCGUGUGGUCGUUCUAAUGGAGCACUUUUUUCCGGAGACGUUUGACAUUUUGCCGAAAGAUCAAGGGAUUUUUCCCGGUCCAAAGCCUUCGUUGCUUAUGGUGACGGAAUACGAAGAAUUGGCACUGAUGUUGAGAGGCAACAGGAGGCGCUCAUCGCCUAUUGAGUUUGGUGCAAGGCAAGUGAUUCUUGUCAGAUCAGAAGACGUGAUAGACAGAAUGCCCGAGGAACUAACGGUCGGACUAGUUAUGACUGUCUUUGAGGCCAAGGGUUUGGAAUUUGAUGACGUUCUUCUCUACAACUUCUUUACAGACUCAAAGGUCCAAGACGAUUGGAGGGUUGUGUACUCGUUUCUUGAGGAACAAAGUCCUGAAAUUUUUCGUACCUACUCGUUGUCGUCAGGUCGUACUCUGCGGUCGUUGAAGUUUGAAGAGACGAAGCACAAGCUUCUCAGCUCUGAGCUGAAGCAUCUUUACACAGCGUUGACAAGAGCGAGAAGUAAUGUCUGGAUUUAUGACAAGAACGAAACAAAGAGAUCGCCGAUGUUUGAUUACUUUACUGCUUUUGAAGUGGUGAGAAUUGAAAGUGAGAAAGAAGCGGAGGAGGGUGAGGGUGCGUUUAGGUUUGCGAAGGAUAGUACUCCUGAUGACUGGGCUAAGCAAGGCGAUUACUUCUACUCUCACGAGAGGUGGAAAUUGGCUGGGAAGUGCUACGGCAAGGCUGGAGACACGACAAAGGAGUCUAAGAGUCUUAUGCGUCAUUUGGUAAUUGAGGCUGCUAGUACGAUCGAUAAGAAAGCGAAAGUGGAGAAAGUUGUUCAUGCGGCUUUGCACGCUCUGAAGUGUGGGAUGUUUAAACAAGCUGGGCAGUUACUAUUGAAGGGUGGAGAACCAAUGCUUGCAGCUGGUGUGUUGGAAAAGUCUCAUUUGUUGAGGAGGGCGGGACAAGUCUAUGAAGAUUGUCGUAGGCUAGAAGAUGCUCUUCGCUGCUACAGAGAAGGACUAGACUUUCAUUCGACGUUACGUCUGCUUUAUGCCAAUAGGAGAUAUGAGGAAGGAGUGGAGGCUGUUCGUCACUAUGAAGACAUAAAAAGGGCAGUUGGUCAUUGCAGCGAUUUGAAACCUCCUGCCGCUGACAUGACGGAAAGGAAGCUGUUGUGGACUGCAGCGCGUAUGCAUUACAAGGAAGGUAAUAGAGACAAAAUGGACGCGGUUGUUGACACUUUUCCUGAGUUUGAGUUCAAAGUCAAGUUUUACAAGAAUCUCGGACUAUCAGGACAAGUAGUUCAAACAUUACUCAAGGCCGGACGUACACGAGAGGCUAGAGAUAUGCUUUAUGAUGCGCAUGACUAUAGACAAGCAGCCCGAGUAGAUGCCGGUGACAAUGCAUUUAAGGCUGAGUGUUCUCUACUGGACGCCGCCAAAUUGUUUUUGGAAAUGAAUAAAAACGAGACGACUGAAAAGCGAGCAAUUGAAGCUGAAUCGCUAGGGAAUGAAGCUCAGAAAGAGGUUGCUGAAACUCAAACUUCCAGUGUCGUGACUGACAAACAAGCCAAUGAAGCUCAAAAGGAGAUAAUUGAAAAACAAGCAAAUGAAGCCUGGAAACUAUUUGGGUCGGAACGAGAUUCCGUAGGACAAGGAAUUGCAACUUUGUUGAUUGCUGUAUUGAAGCGUAGUCUUGUUGACGCACAGAAAGCUCGAGCUUCGUUUCAAUCAGCAAAAGCUGAUUGUUUGGCUGGAGAAGUAGAAGCAGCAACUCAUCUAAUGAAGGCAAAACUUAAAACUGACAGUGAGUUGAAAGCUGCUCAGCAUACGCUGCCGAUAGCAGCAGAGCUCUAUCGGUGUCUACAUGCUGGUAAAUCAACAUCUGAUAAUCAGCAAGUUGAGAAAUGUUUCCGUUUUUAUGGACUUCGGGAAGUUGGCACUAGCCAGUACGAGACAAACGAACUUUACUCUAUUUGGAUGAAGCUCGAUGAGGCUAGACGAUUUACUCAUGCUGAAGCUCAAUCCAUGUUGUCGGUUCGUGCACUACAGCUACUUAAAACUCUAGUCGAAAGUGGCCGGAGCCAACUGUUAGUGCAAGUAGAAAAGAGUCGUCUGUGCAUUGCCUUUAAGACCGGACAAGGAUGUGCGGGUGUAGAAGGAGGUUGUAGACGUGAUCAUGACCAUUCCUCAGAAUCCGUCCUACGGAGGAUGAAGGUACUGGAAAAGGUUAUUGAAUUCGAGGCGACUAUCAGUACCGUAUUAGGUAAUAUUCAGAAAUCGAAUAACGCUGGAGCAGUCGUCAAGAACAUUCAAAGCAGGGCAGCUCCAGUGGUUGAGCUGCUAUCCGAACUGAUUUGGAGCGGAGGUCAUUCGUCGUCUUUGGCUUGUCCGAGCUCGGUCCUUGCUGAUGCUCUCCUCAAACUAAGCCACAAGUGCAAAGAUUUUGUCCACAAAGCUCUGGAUAAAGCGUUUAGGGAGACGCACUUCAUGAGCAGGCUAUGUGAUGUCAACUUUACGCAUCAAAUGUGGAGCCUCUAUCAGUCUUUCGUGCUGAAGAGUAAUCCUUUGCCGAAGUUUUUGCACAACGAAGAGUAUGAGUUUAACGAACGUCUACAGAGGUCUCCUUUUAAACGGAGAUCGUUCCUGUUGCAGAAGACCGGCGCUUUGGUAAACAAAGACUCAUUUUGGGCUAAAUUGUUUGUGAGACUUUGGGUUGAUGCGCAACACAUGUUGUAUCGAGAUAGUAAUUUUGUGAAAGCGUCUAGUACUCUGCUGAAGAGGUUUCUUACAAGACCUCUCAAAAUGACAUCUUUGCAGUGUCUUCCUAAUGUUUCUGUUGCUCUUUCUGUUAUGGAGUCGGAGAUUCUCUAUUGUCUUACCUUGGCUAUUCAUUUGCAGCAGCCGGUUCGACUAAGAGCAUGUAUGCCGUUGUCAUAUAUCGAAAGUGUUCGGUAUUGGAAUGUUCUCGUUAUGGGUAACGUCGAGUGGCAUUUGAGAGAGAUUCGCAAGUGCAAGAACCAGCGAAAUAUUUUGAAGAAAGUCAGAGAUUUGUUGCAAUAUGCUGUUGAUCUUUUUCUCGGCAUAAUCUCAGACCGAUUUAGUUUGCUUGGUGAUUCUCUCUUAAGCAGCCUGCGAAUAGAGUCUGGCGAGAGUGAGAGAUGUGUUACUCUUGCACUCGUUCUUUUGAUUAACUCAGCUGUAGGAUUCACAGUUCCGUCCAAGAAUGAGGUACUAAUUCGCAAAGCCCUUGCAAGAUUGGCAGUCCAAUUGCAGUCGACAGUUGCAACGACCCUCCCGCUUCGCUUGUUGUCGUGCCUCGACGAAAUAAGCAGUGCGGUCGUGGUAGGAGAUUUGGUUCAUUGCUUGGAGAAGUUACUACGCGAAAGAGGAGAGUUUGUGUGUGACGUUGUUGUCAAUUCAUCCCGACAAGUGUGUUACGUUGAGACUAAAAUAGAUGAAUACUAUGAAGACAGACCACUAAUGAAAAUGGAUGGUGAUGAUGACGACGACUGUUUGACGGCAAACGGACAAUUAGGGAUCAAGGGCGAUGAUGACGUCAACCAAGCGGUACCGUCGAUGCUAGCAGGUGAAGAUGGUGAAGAAGAAGAACUGGAAGACGAAGACGACAUGGAACAGAAUAUCGAGCAAUUGCCAAUCGAUGAAAUGACGAGGCUCGAAAAAGAGGUAAGAAACGAGGAAGCAGAUUUGUUCAGGAAAAGGCAGUUAUUGAAGCUCUAUUUUGGCGAGAUGCUGAGGAAGAAACAUGACAAAGUAUCCAAGACAGCUGACGGGAAUGAGAACCCAGAAGAAAGAUUUUCGCGAUAUGAUUUGGACGACCGCGGAUGCUUAGUUUGUGACGUCACUUUUGUCCGCCCCGAAGAAGACGGGGAGGAACUCCGUAACUCUAACACGAUACCGGUGUUUGAGUUGCAAACUCGACAAACCCACGAAGGAAGUUCGGGGCACUGGACGACGUGGUAUUCGUUCCUAACCUACAGAAAGUUUUACUGCAAUGACAUAUACCCCGUAUUUCAUAGCGUGCGCCGGUUUCUUCAUACCAUUCGGGAAUCGGAAGUGGUCUGGCUAGGAGACCGAAUGGAACUCGAGAUGAGCGACCUAGAGGGCGAUUUGAAUAGCCUCGAACGAAAAGUCGUCGACAACGAAAAGCAAAGGAAAUGGGACAUCGGAAUUUGGAUUUUUACGGAACCGACGGAAGCACUGAGAAACAAAUUGACCGUGUUGCAGAAACAGAUUGACGAUAUCAGGCAACAGGAAUCGCAUCUGCAUCAGCCGGAUACGUCGGAGGUACCUGUGGGUGACGUACAAAACGGUCUCAACUCCGAGGAUCAUUUAUUGGAAGACGGAGACGGCGACGAUCUGGCGGACGUCGGCGAAUUGAGCGUCGACGUCGAAGAGCGGAGCCGAAACCAGAAGAAACAUACUGGAAAGAGACGAAGAAAGGGCGGAAGAAAGAAAUGAUUAUAUCUCAGGAACACGUCGCACGUACUCUGAUUUGAGCACGCAGUUUUGUCUUGUUUUAUUGUUUUAAGUCGCUGGAUUAGGGGAAGCAUUUGUGACGGUAUAUUUUGCUUUUUGCUCGAUGGUUAACUUUUUACGCUUCAUAAAAUGGUAUCAAUCGUUGAUGUGCGCAUGCUUGUAGGAUUAAAAUUAUACGGUUAUAUGAGUUA
This is a messenger RNA of Corticium candelabrum, 8541 nucleotides long. Its product is annotated as TPR and ankyrin repeat-containing protein 1-like. Bases 53 to 8332 code for a protein of 2759 amino acids. Gene Ontology annotation, molecular function: protein binding. The record is from RefSeq and is a predicted model, not a curated record. The transcript is spliced from 6 exons. Lineage: Eukaryota; Metazoa; Porifera; Homoscleromorpha; Homosclerophorida; Plakinidae.